AUGACCCCAGGAGAGGAGAGCAACCCCAGCCAAAGCAAACUUGUGUAGGCUUGGACGGUUUCCAGGGAAGCCGUUGCUAUCAACAAAGUGGACCAUAAAACACCAAGGUCAGUUCUUUGCUCCAAUCACAGAUCAGCAAAGUUUUGAAUCAGCCAAUCACCUAUCAGAAUGCUAGUCUACCAGAAGAAUGGUGUUUUGGAGGAAGCUUUGCCUGUUGAAUGAAAUGCUAGCAAGCUAAGUAAAAUAUAUUUAACAAUAUACAUAAUCUACCAUUUCGAGGAAUAUUUGGGUUUUCACAUGAAAAAAGCACUGAGAACCCGAUCAUUCUCACCACCCCUACAUGUGCACGUGAAUGAGACCACGCCUGUGCAUGUGAAGAAGAGUAGGAGCCCUGCCAGGACACCACAGGGUAAGACUAAGGGCGAUGGAGGGAACCUGCGAACUACUGCAAAGGUCAAGACACGAGUGCCGUGGAUACCGCCUGGGAAGGCCUCCAUACGGGAUGCCUCCUACAAAUGGGAGAUCACAGCAUUACCUCAGUCUGAGAUCUCCCACUCUCUGCUGCGAUUUGCCGACCUCUCGUCAGAGGAGGAGGAAGUGCUGCAUGGACGAAUCAACCAGUACGAGAGGAAGAUUGACAGCCUGAUGACUGAGGUGGAGCUGCGAAAGAAGGAGCAGCUGCUGGUGCGGCAGUCUGAGAAACUUAGCGCCUCCCAGCAGGUCAUCGAGGAGCAGGAGGAGGAGCUGGCCGAGGUGUGCAAUGAGCUGGAGGUCACGGAGAGGGAGAACUCCCGCCUGCGCCACUCCAUGGAGAAGAUGUUGGACGAGAGCGACUGCACCAGCAGACUAGAGAGGUCUAUGGAGUCGAUGCAGCUGGAGAAGGACACUCUGCUCAGGAAGUUGAUGGAGGCUGAGAUAGAUGGGACAGAGACUGCAAUACAGGUGUCAGCCCUCAGAGAGACCGUCACUAAGAUGAGGAAUGUCAGCACCAGUAGGAUGUCUGGGACUGAGUCUUCCCUCCUGGCGCAUCAGAAGGAGCUGCUGCUCCAGAAAUUGGAGACGUUUGAGGCCACCAACCGCACGCUGCGCCACCUACUGAGGGAACCGCACGGACAUGAGCUGGAAUCCACGAGGAUGUCAGAACAGAAAGAUGUACUUCUGAAGAGGCUGACAGACACAGAGGCAGAAAACUCAAGGAGAAUGCUAAGACCACAGGCGAACUGUAAAGUGCUGGAGUCUACUCGGGCACACUUGCAGAGCCAAUUACGCAGCAAAGAGGCUGACAACAACCGCCUUGCUGUGCAAAUCAAGAACCUGGAGCGGGUGGCCAGUCAGCAGCAGGGAGAGAUGGGUCACCUGCUGGAGCAGUUGCGGAGUCUGAAACUUCAGGCGGAGGCCGACAAAGAGGACCUGAAGAGGGCCACACGGGCCCAGAAACACCAGGCUGAACGCAGCGAAGAUACCGCCGGGCAGCUCAGCACCCAGCUACUGGAUGUGGAGAAUCAGAUGGCAGAGGCCCUAUCAGCAGCAGAGAACUGGCGUGGUCGCCACGCCCAGGAAAUGAAGGACAAGACUCAGCUAGAGAUGGAGGUCUCAGUCCUCAACAGCCAAAUGUCAGACCUGACACAGCAGCUCCAUGGGAGAGAGGACAAGGGCCGGGCCGAGAGAGAGGGGCUCCUGGACCGCCUGCACAGUCUCACCACAGAGGGCACCCACGCCAGCCUACAGAACCAGAGCCUCAAGGCCAGGUUAUCUGCUGUGGAGGAGAAGCUGGCUCUGUCCCAGUCAGAGGUACAACAAGUCAAAGCCUCUGUGAAGCAAUACGAGAGCCUGGUAGACAGCUAUAAGACCCAGGUGGAGCAACAAGGCACCCAGGUGGAGCUGAUGAGAGUGAAGAACUCGGUGCUGUUGGAGGAGAACAAACAGCUGCAAAACCGUGGAGAGUCUAGAGAGGUCAGACAGAAGUUGGAGGAGGCCACCAGUCAAAGCAGGGACCUGGCGGGGGUGAUCGCCAAGCGGGAGGAGACCAUCCACAGCAACCAUCUCUGUCUGGAGGAGAAGUCCCGUGAGUGCACCCACCUGACCCACCAGCUGGAGGAGGCUUUAGAAGACGCCCGACUGCAGGUGUCCAACACCCAGGAGCGUGCGUCCACCAAAGAGCGCUCCACCCAGUCCAAGGUGGUGGACCUAGAGACACAGUUGAGCAGAACCGCCACAGAACUCACCACCCUACGCCGUAGCAAAGAGGAGGUGGAGCGGCGUUAUCAGUCGCGUCUGCAGGAUGUGAAGGAUCGUCUGGAGCAGUCAGACAGCAUCAACAGGAGUCUGCAGAACUACGUCCAGUUCCUCAAAGCAUCCUAUGCCAACGUGUUCGGCAACUUAGUCCUCACCAGCUCUCUGCGGGCCCCCUCUCCUAUCUGACGGGACCAUCCCCAAAGAUUAUCUCAGAACACACACACACAGACACACACACCUAUCCCAUCUGAGGAUACUCUCCCCAAACACACUUAUUUAUCCAGGUCCAUUUUCAGAGGGCUCUUUUCAUCUAUAUGAAAUAUGUGGAUUUUGAGUGUGUAUAUGUUACAAUUAGACGGCUAUAAUAUAUCAAUUUUUUCAAGAAAGGAAAGUGCUGUUUGCAGACAUUAAUAGUUUACACAGUCUUCACUUCCAGCUUGGAAAAGUACACCCAAACACGCUUCAGUCCAGCUAAAACAAAAAAAGGAAUCAUCUGUUCGGCUGAGGGACUUGGAAAUAAUUUUUAAAAACACUCCUUUCCCCAGGACGCUUUAACUAGUGACUAUCAGGGAGAAUACAGAUCCUUCUGUUUCUGGGUAAAUCUGAUACAUUUAUUGACAGGACAAAAAAAACAAUAGGCUUACUUUUAGGCAUGAAUCACCAUCAGAGCCUGACUCCCGGAAAGUCACUUGUUGAAUAAUAUAUGCAAUUUAGCAGUCGCUUUUAUCCAAAGCAACUUAUGCGUGCAUACAUUUUAUGUAUGGGUAGCUCCGGGAAUCAAAUCCACAACCCUGGCAUGGCUGACGCCAUGCUCUACCAACUGAAGUGUGCUGGGAUAAGGAAUGUUUUGGGGAUUUACUUCCUGCUUGUCUACAGUAAUCCUAUAGUUGUUGAUGUCCUACUAAGGCCAUUAUGUUUUCACCUCUACAGUUCAUGAUAUCUCAGCAAACUGUAUCAUUCUGUCCUGUACCUUACUGUACAACACUAUAUAGCUAGCCACCCACCUAACAAAUGUACUGUACCAAACCAUAGCUGUCUAGCUACCCUGUCGCAUAGUUGUCAUAUACAGCAUCCGUCUAUUUAUCAUCUUAUCAUGUUACGGAAUUGUUCCAUUGGUGCUAUGAUUGAUUAGCCUGGUCCCAGAUCUUUUUUUGCUAUCAUGUCAACUCCUUGUCAUGUUUGGCGUGACGAGGAGCGGCAUGUUCACGCAAAAAUAAUAGUACCCAGGCUAAUGAUUGGUGCUAUCUGCUAACCAAGGCCAUAUCAAUGAAACUAAUGAUUUAGUUUGGGUUGUACUGUUUAUUUGGGUCAGUAGGAGUUGAUGUGCUCUUGGUGAUAAUUGUAAUAGUUGUACUUCUACUUUAAUUAUGAAAUAGGAUAUAUUUUUUAUACUUUAAUACAAUUAUUGUAUAUACCUUGAAAGUGUUGAGUUACAAUAAAGCAAUUUAAAAGGUUAUUCUUUUCUGGUAAUAGCUGUUGUGUCUUUGGCAUCAUUAAA
Molecule: messenger RNA, 3733 nt
Organism: Oncorhynchus gorbuscha (pink salmon)
Lineage: Eukaryota; Metazoa; Chordata; Actinopteri; Salmoniformes; Salmonidae
Product: outer dense fiber protein 2-like
Exons: 17
Coding region: 298-2421 (707 amino acids)
Biological process (GO): regulation of cilium assembly
Cellular component (GO): centrosome
Source: RefSeq, a predicted model, not a curated record